AUGAGUAGAACGAUUAUAUCACUUCUCUCUCCCUUUCUCCUUUCCUCCGUCCUCACCUCCGUCCUUUCGUCCCCUAUCCAACCUGACACUGAUCUCCUGCCUCUUGUGAUAUGGCACGGUUUAGGAGACAGCUACGAGAAUGAAGGAAUGAAAAGUAUCGCACAACUUGCGGAAACGAUCAAUCCAGGCACAUACGUACACGUAAUUCGACUCGGUGAAUCCGGGACCCAGGAUAGAGAUGCCACUUUCUUCGGCAACGUCACCACUCAAGUUGAAGAAGUUUGUCAGAAACUCGCGUCAGAUCCCAUAAUAAACAGUGCACCUGCGAUAAAUGCGCUUGGUUUUUCGCAGGGUGGCCAAUUCUUGAGAGCAUACGUCCAGCGUUGUAACAAGCCUCCCGUUCACAAUCUAAUUACCUUUGGCAGUCAGCAUAACGGCAUUGCAAGCUUCACGGCGUGCAAGGAUUCCAGCGACUGGCUAUGCUGGAGCUUCAAUGCCUUGUUGCGUUUCGGAACUUGGUCGAGCAUUACGCAGUCUGGGUUAGUACCCGCGCAAUAUUUCCGUGACCCCGAGGAGCUGGAUGACUACCUGAAGUACAGCAAUUUCCUAGCUGAUAUCAACAACGAGAGGGAAGAAAAGAAUGAGAAGUAUAGGGAAAAUUUGAUGAAGCUGAAUAAGUUUGUGAUGUAUAUGUUUGAAGAGGACACCACUGUUAUCCCGAAGGAAAGCGCUCAUUUCACAGAGGUCAAUGCCACCUCAGGUGAACACACUAAACUACAGCAACGACAGAUUUACAAGGAGGAUUGGCUCGGGUUAAAGGUGCUAGACGAACAGUCUCGUUUGGAGUUCUUGACGAUACCCGGUCGCCAUAUGCAACUAAGCGAGACGCUUUUAGAACAUACUUUCCGCAACUACUUUGGCCCUGUGCAGAAGACAGAGAAGGCAGAAGAAACCGAGUCCCCAGAUUUUGAAGCCCAGGAAUAA
Molecule: messenger RNA, 984 nt
Organism: Microsporum canis CBS 113480
Lineage: Eukaryota; Fungi; Ascomycota; Eurotiomycetes; Onygenales; Arthrodermataceae
Product: palmitoyl-protein thioesterase 1
Exons: 1
Coding region: 1-984 (327 amino acids)
Cellular component (GO): lysosome
Molecular function (GO): thiolester hydrolase activity; palmitoyl hydrolase activity
Source: RefSeq, a predicted model, not a curated record